AUGCCCGGGGUUGCCGCUGGUGAGGAGAUUGGAUCUGUGGCGACACUCAUCAAACAGUGUGGCUCUGAAACAAAUCACACUCGCAAACUAGUUUUGGGGAGCCAUAGAUUGCGGAAGAACAAAUACCUCGUCAAUCUCCUGAUCGAGAUGUAUGGGAAGACUGGCGAUUUGGAGGGAGCCCAGCGCGCAUUCCAAGCCUUAGAGGCGCCCAAUCUCUUCUCUUGCAACAUUCUCAUCCAGGCCUAUGCUCGCAAUGGCAAGUUCGAUCAAGCAAAAAACAUCUUUGAUGGGAUGGAGGACAAAUCGCCCGUGACUUGGAACACUCUUAUCAAAAUGUAUAGCGAGCAUGGAUUCCACGAACAAGCCAAGAUCCUCUUUCAUUCCAUGCCAGCACACACCCUCCUCUCGUGGAACCUGAUGCUUCAGGGAUAUUCCCAGUCUGGGAAUAUUGCCGAAGCCGAGAAUCUUUUCCAUUCAAUGCCACAGAAAGACAUUGUGUCCUGGACCGCGAUGCUGUCUGCCUAUACACACUCUGCCCACGUGUCAAAAGUGGAGUGGUUCUUCUCUUUGUUCCCCCAGUGGACCAUAGUCUCCUUUAACGCCAUGCUUGCGGCAUAUACCCAGGCCGGGCAUCUCCACAGCGCGAAGCUACUGUACGGAGAGCUCCCCGAGAGGGAUCUUGUGACGUGUACCACGCUCCUAGCGGUGUAUGGACAACACGGAGACGCUGUAAAUGCGUGGGGCGUGUUUGAGAAUAUGCCUCUACGAAAUAUUGUGACGUACAAUGCCAUGCUAGUGGCAUUUGCUAACUCUGGGCAUGUGUACGACACGGAUAUGCUCUUUCGAAGAAUGCCACAAUGGUGUACGGUAUCGUGGAACACUUUACUUGCCUGCCAUGCACAAGCGGGUAAGUUGGAAGCAACCCGGGAGAUUUUUGAGAAUAUUCCAGAAUGUAGUGUUGUGUCGUGGACGGCCAUGAUCUCCACGUACUCUCUCUAUGGCCACCUUGACCAGGCCGAGCAUCUUUUUGAUUCUAUGCCUGUGAGAAGCAUCGUUUCCUGGAACAAGAUGCUUGAAGCAUAUGCCCGAGCCGGGCAUCUUUCACAACUGUACGCUCUGCUUGAAAAGAUGCCAUACCUCGACAUGGCAUCGUGGACCAUUGCUAUCACGGCAUCGUGGAAGCAUGAUUGUCUCCAGCAGUCAGAAAAGAUGCUGGAGAAUCUGCCAUUUAAAAGCUUGGAAGCUUGCAAUGCCAUGCUUUCUGCGUAUUCCCAGUCCGGGCUUGUAGAACGAGCUGAGCAUUUGUUUGAAUCAAUGCCCGAUAGGGAUGCUAUUUCGUGGACUUCCAUUAUAAUCUGUGGCGCUCGAGCCCAAACUUCUACGUUUUCCUUUGAGAUGUUCCAAAGAAUGGCUAUGGAAGGUGUGGUUCCUGACCAUGUUUCCUUUGCAGCAAUUAUUUCUGCUUGCAAUCACUUGGGCCGUGUCUGUGAUGGCCUGAGGUUCUUCCUUGCCAUGGCUGGAGACUACGAGAUUUCAGCAACACCGGAGCUCUUGAUUUGUGUGGAGGAUCUCCUUGUUCGUGCUGGGGACGCAAAGUUUCUCCAAAAUCCUGAAAGGUUUCGUUGCAGGUUAGAUGUGGAUUCUUCCAAACUGUACAUUCUUCUUUCAACCAUGUUGCGCACUAGUGUACAAACUUCGUAA
This is a messenger RNA of Selaginella moellendorffii, 1701 nucleotides long. RefSeq names its product pentatricopeptide repeat-containing protein At4g02750-like. The transcript has a single exon. Gene Ontology annotation, molecular function: protein binding. Lineage: Eukaryota; Viridiplantae; Streptophyta; Lycopodiopsida; Selaginellales; Selaginellaceae. Bases 1 to 1701 code for a protein of 566 amino acids. The record is from RefSeq and is a predicted model, not a curated record.